Molecule: messenger RNA, 2140 nt
Organism: Haliotis rubra (blacklip abalone)
Lineage: Eukaryota; Metazoa; Mollusca; Gastropoda; Lepetellida; Haliotidae
Exons: 6
Coding region: 183-926 (247 amino acids)
Cellular component (GO): acetylcholine-gated channel complex
Source: RefSeq, a predicted model, not a curated record
CGGAAACUUGACCUACUUCGCUGGGUGCGGAAGAUCUGCGGGAGAGGCAUUGCUAAAAAUGGCCUAACCUUGUAUGGAAUGCUACUGAACAGGAGGGCCUGCAGUCGUUUCAAAAGUUGAUCUGCUUUAUUUGUUUGUAGUCUGAAUUAUUCUAGGUUGUCCUUGAGGUGUAAACUGCUACAAUGUUGCGUCUUUAUGGAUGUGUCCUGGUGCUAGUGGUCAUGUGUCACACUGUGAUUGGUCAGCUUGACGAUGAAGAGCGGCCAGAUGAGUGGAACCCGGAGGACAUGCCCCACCCAGUGAGGAACCCACAGCACUGCCGGCUGGGUCAGAAGCCAGGUUACCUGUGUGACCCUGAUGGCAUCCUGUCUGCCAGGAGUGUGGAGCUGCUUGACUGGCUGCUGCGGGGUGCGUACGACAACGACACUGUCUGCCCAUGCAGCACCUACUGGUGUGAGAGGACCAGGAAGGGAACUCACAUCUCAGUAGCUCUCGUCAACAGGAUGAAGCUAGCAGAAACAUUUGAUGACCCUGACACUGCCGCCAUGCAGGCCGCCAGCAACUUUGCUCUGAAACUUCAGAGCCAGCACUGGAAUUUUGGCACCUGUAACAACGAUGUGGUUAUAUUCUUCUCCCGGGAUGAUGGCGUGUUGUUUGUGUCAUACGGCCAAACAGCAGCACUGAGGCUGAACAACGCAGUUGUGUCCUACAUACAGGGACAGUUCGGACAUUACUUUAGACCAGGCGGCGACAUUUUCAUUGGAUUGGCGGAAAUGGUCAUAGCCAUCAGGCAAGUUCUCAAUGGCAACUACUAUUUCGACCCGAACAACCCAAAUGCGGAGCAACUUGUUGGUGGAACUAAUCAUGUGGCCUCUGGUGUCCUAGCAACAGUCAUUCUGGCACUGGUGUCCAGAAUUAUAUCCUGAGGAGAAUGUUAAUUUCUGUUUCAAUUCAAUUCCAGUUUUUUUCCCUCUUAAUUAUACAUUUGCAGAAGGAAAUUAUAAAAUGUCAUCUAACAUUGUCAAGAUUUUUAAUAUCUGGGACUAGAAAUUGAAGAACUGUUCAUUUCUGUUAUUUCCAAGUAUUUCUAAAUGAGUAAGAUUCCGAGGGUGAAUUUAGUCAUUUGAACAAAGAGUACCACUCAUAUGCUUUUCUUUUUCUUCUUCAAGGACUCAUUUUUUGGUUCUGAAAGAAUUUAAGGUAUAAAUGGCAUUAUUUACUGUAUGAUAUUAAAGGUGCUAGUAGUUUGAAAUAGCUGUCAGUUACUGUGGAAGUGUUUCCACUAGCACACAACAAUAAAACCAUCGUAACUUGCAUCCUUAAACAUAGCCUUCACAUUAAGACUAUCGGAACUCCAUGCUUUAGCAGACUUACAACAGUCUUAGCACUAAGACCAUAUACUUUAACAUGGGCUAACACUAGUUUUAGCGCUAAGAUCAUCGCCACUUGCACACUUGAAUAUGGACUAAUGAUAGUCUUACGACCAUACAACUACAUGCUGAACACAGACUUACAACAGUCAGCACUAAGGCCUUCGUAACCCUUAUACUUUAACAUGGGCCAACGAUAGUUUUAUCACUAAGACCAUCGCCACUUGCAUACUUGAACUUGGACUAAUGAUAGUCUUAGUAGUCUUAAUGUUACGACCAUAAAAUCCAUGCGUAUGACAGACUUACAAUAUAUAACAUACCUACGACAGUCACAGUUGUAAAAUCAGUUUAUGCAAGAGGGUCUUGGACCCUGUUGUACUGAGCUUCCUUAGUGCUAAGGUGAUCGGAACUCUGAAGGCUUACAAUAGUUGUAGUGCUAAGAUGACUUUGUGAAAGAGCUUCAUCGGAGUUAACUUUCCUCUUAUGCAGCGUGGGGCGGUGGGGUAGUCUAGUGGUUAAAGCGUUGGCUCGUCACGCCGAAGACCUGGGGUCGAAUCCCCACAUGGGUACAAUGUGUGAAGCCCAUUUCUGGUGUCAUCCGCUGUGAUGUAGCUGGAAUAUUGCUAAAAGCGGCGUAAAACCAAAUUCAGUCAGCUUAUGCAGCGUCGUCCUGAAGGAUAGGAAGUGAAACAAGACUUCUUUGUUACGACUGUAUCACCACAUUAUGAACUGUUCCACAACCACUGUACAUGCUGCACCAUGCUAAGAAA